Lucilia sericata (common green bottle fly) is the source of this 473-nucleotide messenger RNA. Its product is annotated as ovomucoid. Lineage: Eukaryota; Metazoa; Arthropoda; Insecta; Diptera; Calliphoridae. Bases 118 to 333 code for a protein of 71 amino acids. The record is from RefSeq and is a predicted model, not a curated record. Gene Ontology annotation, molecular function: protein binding. The transcript has a single exon.
AAAUACUUACUCAAUGUUGACUAAUCAGUCAGUCUACUCUUAUACAUUUAACAAUUAACAUUGAAAAAUUCCUUUAUUUAAAAAAUCGGUGGAAUUACAAGCUACAAAUUCAACAGGAUGAAAUUCUUGCACGUAGUUUUGGCCAUUGUUUUGGCAAUAUUCGCAUUUAUUGUUCAAACUAAUGCCGACUUUUGUCCCUGUCCCCGUAAUUAUGAUCCCGUAUGUGGCUCAAAUUCUGUGACUUAUGCGAAUCGUUGUCAAUUUGAUUGUAGUAGACGUGAAGUGGAACGCAGUGGACGCAGUUUAUCAUUAAUGCGUUCUGGACCCUGCUAAGGAUUUUAAUUAGUUUAGAAUCUAUAUAAACAUGUUCAAUGUUUUUUCUAACAAAUGUUUCAUUAAAUAUGUUGUUGUCUUUCAUAAAAAAUAUAAUUGUGUACAUUAAUAAAUAAAAUUGUGUAAAUUAUUAAAAAAAA